AUGGCGUCAUAUGAUCAACAACAAUACGCCGAACAACCUCAAGAUGAAAAAUCUUAUCAAGAAGCUUGGGCUUCUUACUACGCUCACUUAGAAGCCCAUAAGCAAGCAACCGGUGGAUUAGGAGGAGCUGAUCCAUAUCAAGGAUAUUAUCAACAAGACCCGGCUGCGGCCGCUGCUGUUGGUGCCGUUGAUCCGUACGCAGCGUACCAAUAUCCAGGACAAGCUCCAGAUCCGCAUGGCGCCCCAAUGGGCGCUGGACGCGGACGCGGUGGCUACGACGGAGGCCGUGGUGGUUAUGACGGUGGUCGUGGUGGAUAUGGGGGCGAUCGUGGCGGCUAUGGUGGUGAUCGUGGCGGACGUGGUGGUCGCGGCGGUGGCUUCGAUGGUGGUCGCGGUGGAUUCCGCGGAGGAAGCGAUCGUGGCGGCCGCGACUACGGUGGCGGUUUCGACGGCGGCGAACGUCGUGGCGGUAGCCGUUGGGACAACGGUGGCGAUCGAUAUGGCGCUGGUGGACCUCCAGGUGGAAGAGGUUUCCAAGAUAAAGGACCGCGACGUGAUGGACCCGGAGGACCGAUGGGCGGACCGCGCGUCGAUGAUCGAGUUGAACUUAAGGAUACUGUAUUCGUUCAAGGAAUUAAUAAAACCGCCAAUGAAGCUUACAUUGCCGACGUUUUCAACACUUGUGGAGAUAUUGCUAAAAAUGAUCGUGGACCGAGAAUCAAGAUUUACACGAAUCGCGAUACUGGAGAACCGAAGGGAGAAUGCAUGAUUACUUUUGUUGAUGCUGACACUGCUCAGAAGGCGAUUCAGAUGUACAAUGGGCAGCCGUUCCCAGGAUGUCAAAGUCCGAUGACAAUUAGUCUUGCGAAAUUCAAACCGAAUCCUGAUGCUGUUCGUGGUGGACGUGGCGGCUUUGGAGGCCGUGGAGGAUAUGGCGGAGAUCGUGGUGGAAGAGGUGGACGUGGAGGUUUUGAUGGAGGCCGUGGCGGUGGCUUUGGCGGGCGUGGCGGUGGAUUCGGCGGUGGUCGAGGAGGAUUUGGAGGCGAUGAUCGACGAGGGUACGGUGAUCGCGAUGGCGGACGCGGCGGUGAUCGUGGUGGUCGUGGAUUCGAUGGUGGACGCGGUGGCGGUGGAUUCCGUGGUGGAGAUCGAGGAGGAUUCAGAGGCGGACGUGGCGGAGCCCCGCGCGGUGGUGGACCUGGCGGUGCCAAUGCGAAUGUGGAGCCGAGAAAGAAUGAUUGGGAAUGCGCUGAGUGUGGAAAUAACAAUUUUGCUUUCCGAAGGGAAUGUAAUCAAUGCCGAGCACCAAGAGCUGAUGGUGGUGGAUCGUCAGGACCAGAUCGCGGACGAGGCGGACCACCAUCUGGAGGCGAUCGCUUCAAGCCUUAUUAA
Molecule: messenger RNA, 1392 nt
Organism: Caenorhabditis bovis
Lineage: Eukaryota; Metazoa; Nematoda; Chromadorea; Rhabditida; Rhabditidae
Source: the annotation of a GenBank genome assembly